AUGGAGACACCGACGAACGAGGACUUUGUUUACGCGAUGCUUCCGCUGAAGAUCCUGUCAUGGCCCGUGGGCACCUGGCCACUUCAGGAAUACAACUUUUCUUCGGGUUUCCGGAGCUUUGCAACCGUCGUCAUUUUGAUGACAAUGAUGAUAAUCGUGAACGUGGAGAUAUACUUGGACAUCACCGACGCGGAGAAGAAUUUAGACGCCCUGGUGCUGAUCGGUUGCGGUGUCCUGGCGGUGUGGAAAGUGGCAUGGUUCCGAAUUUGUUGCGAAGGAUUGGUAAGCAACUUCUCCUCGGCGGUGAAGGACUACACCGAGGUCGACGGCGAAGAGAAACGCGCCAUCGUCAGACAACACGCUUACAUGGGGCGAGUGGCGUGCGCAGGGUUGAUAGGAUUCUCGUACAUGUCCUCCACGCUUUUCACAUCCGUCCCGAUGCUAGCUGGAGAAGAUGAGAACGCGAUAGAAGAGAACGCGACCAAACAGGACUCCGUGGAUUACCCAAUUCCUUCGGAAUUAACCAUGGACCUUCUGCACGUGCCCCACAGUCUCUACCCGGUCAUCUUCGUCGUGGAGUACGCGAUGCUUCUGGUCACGAGCACUGGGAAUCUCGGUAGCGACGGACUGUUCUUCGGCAUCACUUUUCACUUGUGCGGCCAAGCGGAGGUCCUCAAGCUCGACUUUACAAAAUUCGUGGACGAAACGGACAACAGAGUGGAGCGUUUUGGCGCGUUGACCAACAGGCACCGCGAUCUGUUGAAACUCUCCGAAAAGCUGAACGACAUAAUCAGCUCGGUCUUGGUCAUACAAUUGUUCACGAGUUGCUUGCUCAUUUGCACCACAGGGUUCCAAUUCAUCCUCUCGUUGACCGUGCACAACGUGGUGAUGGUGGUGAAAACUUUCAUAGUGAUGAGCACAUGCUUGACCCAGAUGUUCGCCUAUAGUUACGUGGGCGAGUACUUGACGAGUCAAAUGGAAAGCAUCGGGUACUCGGUUUACUCGAGCAGAUGGUACAAAAUACCAAACAACUUGUCGAAGGAUAUGAUUUUCGUCAUGCUGAGAGCUCAGACCCCGACGCAACUGAAGGCUGGUCAAUUCUUCGUCGUCAACAUGGAGACCUACAUGAGUAUCGUUAAAACCUCCAUGUCGUACCUCUCGGUUCUGCGAGUCAUGAUUACCCCUUAGGGCACUUUUAUCGAAAGUAAAAACAAUGUUUUGCG
Hylaeus volcanicus is the source of this 1223-nucleotide messenger RNA. RefSeq names its product odorant receptor 45b-like. Gene Ontology annotation, cellular component: plasma membrane. Lineage: Eukaryota; Metazoa; Arthropoda; Insecta; Hymenoptera; Colletidae. The record is from RefSeq and is a predicted model, not a curated record. Gene Ontology annotation, molecular function: olfactory receptor activity; odorant binding. Gene Ontology annotation, biological process: sensory perception of smell; detection of chemical stimulus involved in sensory perception of smell. The transcript is spliced from 4 exons. The coding region runs from base 1 to 1188 and encodes 395 amino acids.